Molecule: messenger RNA, 654 nt
Organism: Paracoccidioides lutzii Pb01
Exons: 2
Coding region: 1-654 (217 amino acids)
Cellular component (GO): mitochondrion
Molecular function (GO): thiosulfate-cyanide sulfurtransferase activity
Source: RefSeq, a predicted model, not a curated record
AUGUCCUUCUGGAAUUGGCAGGACCGACAAGUGCAAGAAGGGAGGCGAACUCCCGGUCUGGUGGAUAAGCAAGGUUAUAUGCGCCAGGUGGUUCUACGUCUAGUAGUGCAAUCAGGAAUAAUAGCGCUUCGAGUGCAGGUCAGGGGCAAGAGGGGGAGUUUAAGAAGUAUGGUUUUGAAGAGAACUACCACAAAACAGAUCACCGCCUCCUUCCCCUCCUCUUCAUCAAACCCUUCCUCACCUCCAUCCUCCCGACCCUCCCCAAUCCUAAUCGACGUCCGCGAACCCGCCGAACUCCUUGAAACCGGCAUAAUACCCACCGCCCUCAACAUCCCCAUCGGCACGCACCCAGACGCCCUCUUCCUCUCCCCCGACGAAUUCUUCACACGUAUGGGCUUUGAGAAACCCGAGGCAGACACAUCGCCACAAUCAGCAACAUCAUCAUCGACUUCGUCGGCUUCGUCGGCUUCGUCAACGGCGGAAAAACCUGACAUCGUGUUCUAUUGCAAGGCGGGGGUGCGGGCACGGGCUAUGGCGGAGUUGGCGGUUAAGGCUGGGUAUGAUAGGGGGAGGCUGGGGGUUUAUGAUGGGAGUUGGUUGGAUUGGGAGAGCAGGGGGGGAAGGGUGGAGCGGUGGGAUGGUGGGAGAGAGUGA